UCUCCUUCUGCCUAGUGUCUGUGAGCUCCAAUUUCUGUCAGCCCAGCCUGUGUCUCUCUCUCUUACUCACAGUCUGUCUCACUGAGUCUCACCCUCUCCAGCAGCCAUGAAAACUUCCAGGCAAACCACCUACUCUGUGCGGUCCUCCACCAGCAGCAGCAGGCCCGCUGCUGCCGUUUCCCUCACCCGCAGCUCUGCUCCUGUCUACAGGGCCUCCAGCAUUCACGGCGGGGCCGGCGGCUCCCGCAUCAGCGUGUCCUCUGGAUUCAGGGGCUCCCUGGGGGCCGGGAUGGGGGUGGGCUCCGGGGCGGGGGGCUUCUCCAGCGGCGUCCAGGUGAGCGGGAACAGCGCCGACAUCAUGGGCAACGAGAAGUUUGCCAUGCAGAACCUGAACGACCGCCUGGCCAACUACCUGGAGACGGUGAGGAACCUGGAGCAGGCCAACCACAAGCUGGAGAUCAAGAUCAAGGAGGCCCUGGAGAAGAGCGGCCCCGACUUUAAAGACUACAGCAAGUACCAGGCCGUUGUGGACGACCUGAGGAGGAAGGUGUUUGAUUCCACCCUCGACAAUGCCCGCCUGGUCCUCAACAUCGACAACGCUCGGCUGGCGGCCGAUGACUUCAGAGUGAAGUAUGAGUCCGAGCUCGCCAUUCGCCAGUCCGUGGAGGCCGACAUCGUCGGGCUGAGGAAACUCAUCGACGACACCAACCUGAGCCGCAUGAAUCUGGAGAGCGAGAUCGAAACCCUGAAGGAGGAGCUCAUCCACCUCAAGAAGAACCACGAAAAUGAAGUCAUGGAGCUUCGUAACCAGAUUGCCCAGUCCGGAGUCCACGUGGACGUUGACGCUCCUAAGGGUCAGGAUCUGGCUCAGAUCAUGGCAGAAAUUAGGGCCAAGUACGAAAAGAUGGCGCUGAAGAACCAGGAGGAACUCAAAGCAUGGCACGAGUCUCAGAUAACAGAAGUCCAGACCCAGGUGAGCCAAAACACAGAGGCCCUGAAGGGUGCACACACAGAGGUGAACGACCUCCGCAGACAACUGCAAACCCUCGAGAUCGAACUGGAGUCCCAGAAGAGCCUGAAAGCCUCCAUGGAGGGAUCGCUGAGGGACACCGAGCUGCGGUACAACAUGGAGAUCGAGUCGCUCAACUCCAUCCUCAUGGGUCUGGAGGCGGAGCUCACACAGCUGCGUAACAACAUCCAGCUGCAGACACAGGACUACGAGGCCCUCCUCAACACCAAGAUGAAGCUGGAGGCCGAGAUCGCCACAUACAGACGGCUCCUGGACGGGGAAGAUUUCAAGCUCCAGGACGCUCUGGAGGUGGAGAAGACGGUGAAGACCAAAGUGAUGACAGUCACACAGACGCUGGUGGAUGGCAAAGUGGUCUCCUCCAGCACAGAGACCAAGCAGCUUUAAGCCCCAGAAGCAUCGGACGGACUCCAUGACUUUAUCAGACCGGUCUCCCUCUUCAGUAACACCGCACUAACCAUAAGACAGAUGUUUCCCCUGUUAGUCAGACUUCCUGGGUUCCAGCUGUUCCACAGGCAAUUGAAAAACUAGAUCAAAGGGAAACAAACGCGUAUUUUAUUUAUUUCAUCGAGGUUUAUUUAUGCCAGUGCGUGCUGACCUACCUACAUGUGCAAAUGUUCAGAAUUGGAGGAGUGUAAGCUUUCCUUUUUCAGCCAAACUAAUUGAGUGUUUCAACAAAAACAAGUCUAAUUUACUGCAAUUUAUCGAAGACAGUUAUAUGUAUCAUUCCUCGUUGUUUGUUUCCCUUUUGUCCAGUCGAGUC
Molecule: messenger RNA, 1790 nt
Organism: Menidia menidia (Atlantic silverside)
Lineage: Eukaryota; Metazoa; Chordata; Actinopteri; Atheriniformes; Atherinopsidae
Source: the annotation of a GenBank genome assembly